AUGUUUUCACUGAGGUUCUUGGAAAUGUUGGUUCUGGUAAUCCUCCUCUGGAGCUUCCACACAGAGGCUAAACCACUGAGAAAGAGGACUAUCAGUGAGGUGCAGCUUAUGCACAAUGUUCGAGAACACAAACAAGUAGGAGAAAGGCAAGACUGGCUCCAGGAAAAGUUGAAGGGAAUUAUUGUGGCCAGUUCUAAACCACUACAUGGAAAAAUAAUGAACGGUGAAAGAUCCAGACCGGGCUACCCCCUGUCCGGGUGA
Messenger RNA from Haplochromis burtoni (Burton's mouthbrooder), 261 nucleotides. RefSeq names its product parathyroid hormone 1b (gene pth1b). Gene Ontology annotation, biological process: intracellular calcium ion homeostasis. The coding region runs from base 1 to 261 and encodes 86 amino acids. The record is from RefSeq and is a predicted model, not a curated record. The transcript has 3 exons. Gene Ontology annotation, cellular component: extracellular region. NCBI's taxonomy places the organism in Eukaryota, Metazoa, Chordata, Actinopteri, Cichliformes, Cichlidae. Gene Ontology annotation, molecular function: hormone activity.